This is a messenger RNA of Monodelphis domestica (gray short-tailed opossum), 6269 nucleotides long. RefSeq names its product phosphatidylinositol-4,5-bisphosphate 3-kinase catalytic subunit gamma (gene PIK3CG). The record is from RefSeq and is a predicted model, not a curated record. Gene Ontology annotation, biological process: cell migration; phosphatidylinositol-3-phosphate biosynthetic process; phosphatidylinositol 3-kinase/protein kinase B signal transduction. Gene Ontology annotation, cellular component: cytoplasm; phosphatidylinositol 3-kinase complex, class IB; plasma membrane. Lineage: Eukaryota; Metazoa; Chordata; Mammalia; Didelphimorphia; Didelphidae. Gene Ontology annotation, molecular function: 1-phosphatidylinositol-3-kinase activity; 1-phosphatidylinositol-4-phosphate 3-kinase activity.
UGCAGCACUUCCUCUGCAUCUGGAUUUGAAAAGAGACCUACAAAAACAGAAGAGAGAGACACCAAAAUUGUUACUGAAGGAAAAAAUGCCCUGGCUUUAAAAAACAAACAAGGGGACUCUUCAGUAUCGUAGCCACAGCCCUUUUAGUCAGAUUCACCUAGGGCAUGGAUUUGGAGGACCAUGAGCCCGUGGUUCUGAGAGAAGACCACAGGGGAAGGAGGCGGAGAAUGAAGCCACAAAGUGCUGGCAUCAGCUCAUCUUCAAUGGAGCGCAUUCCCAUAGAAUUUAUCCUGCCCACCAGCCACCAGAACACCAAAGCCACCGAAACAGUGAUCCUAGAAGCAGCUGGAAAUUGUAAUGUGGAACAGGUGAAAGCACAGGUGUGGAUGCAGGCCAUGGAGACUAGCACAACCAUGCAGUUCUAUCACCAGUCCUCCCCAGAGCAAUUUCUCCUGCUGUACCAGAAAAAGGGACAGUGGUAUGAGAUCUAUGACAAGUACCAAUUGAUACAGACAUUGGACUGUGUGAAGUACUGGAAAGCUCUCCAGAAGAACAUGGGCCAGAUCCAUGUAGUCCAGAGGCAGCCACCCACAGAGGAAACUCGGGAGUUCCAACAGCAGCUAAAUGACCUGAUUGGCUAUGACGUUACUAACAUGAGCAACGUCCAUGACGAUGAGCUAGAAUUCACCCGGCGCCGGCUUGUCACUCCACGGAUGAUGGAGGUCGCAAGACGAGACCCCAAACUCUAUGCCAUGCAUCCUUGGGUGACUUCCAAACCACUCCCCACAUACCUACUGAAAAAGAUUGUCAACAAUUGCAUUUUCAUCGUCAUCCACCGAAGUACCACAAGCCAGACCAUCAAGGUCUCUGCAGAUGAUACCCCAGGCACGAUCUUACAGAGCUUCUUCACCAAGAUGGCUAAGAAGAAGUCACUAAUGGACAUCCCUGAGAGUCAGAGUGAGCUGGACUUUGUGCUUCGGGUCUGUGGCCGGGAUGAGUAUAUCGUGGGUGAGACACCGAUCAAGAAUUUCCAGUGGAUUAGGCACUGUCUCAAGAAUGGCGAAGAGAUUCACCUUGUGCUAGAUGCUCCUCCUGACCCAGGACAGGAUGAGGUGAGGAAGGAGGAGUGGCCACUCGUAGAUGACUGCACAGGAGUCACAGGCUACCAUGAGCAGCUGACAAUAAAUGGGAAGAAUCAUGAGAGAGUGUUCACUCUUUCCCUGUGGGACUGUGACCAAAGGUUCAGGGUGAAGAUCAGGGGCAUUGACAUCCCUGUGCUCCCACGGAACACUGAGCUCACAGUCUUUGUGGAAGCAAACAUCCAGCAUGGACAGCAGGUCCUUUGUCAAAGACGAACCACCUCUAAACCUUUCACAGAGGAGGUGCUCUGGAAUGUGUGGCUUGAGUUUGGUAUCAAAAUCAAGGACUUGCCCAAAGGGGCUAUACUGAACCUUCAGAUUUACUGUGGGAAAGCAACAGCUCAGUCUUCCAAAGCUGAGAUUUCUAGCUUCGAGACCAAAGGCAAAACUCAGCUCCUCUAUUAUGUGAACCUACUGCUGAUUGACCACCGAUUUCUCCUGAGGCACGGAGAAUAUGUCCUGCACAUGUGGAAGAUAUCAGGGAAAGGAGAGGACCAAGGGAGCAUCAAUGCAGACAAGCUUACAUCAGCAACCAACCCAGAUACGGAGAAUUCCAUGUCAAUCUCCAUCCUUCUGGACAAUUAUUGUCACCCAAUAGCCUUGCCCAAGCACAGGCCCACGCCUGACCCUGAAGGGGACAGGGUUAGGGGAGAAAUGCCCAAUCAGCUACGUAAACAGCUGGAAGAGAUCAUAGCCACUGACCCACUUAACCCACUCACAGCAAAGGACAAGGAAUUACUAUGGCAUUUUAGGUAUGAAAGCCUGAAGCACCCCAAAGCAUAUCCUAAACUGUUUAGCUCAGUGAAAUGGGGACAGCAAGAAAUUGUGGCCAAAACAUACCAGUUGUUAGCCAGAAGAGAAGCUUGGGACCAAAGCGAUUUGGAUGUUGGGUUAACAAUGCAACUCUUAGACUGCAACUUUUCAGAUGAAAAUGUAAGAGCUAUUGCAGUGCAAAAGCUAGAAAGCUUGGAGGAUGAUGAUGUCUUGCAUUACCUGCUGCAACUAGUUCAGGCUGUGAAAUUUGAACCUUACCAUGACAGUGCUCUUGCCAGAUUUCUGCUGAAACGUGGUUUGAGAAACAAGAGAAUUGGUCACUUCUUGUUCUGGUUUCUGAGAAGUGAGAUUGCUCAGUCCAGACACUACCAACAACGGUUUGCAGUGAUCCUUGAAGCCUAUCUGAGGGGCUGUGGCAUGGCUAUGUUAGAGGAUUUCACAAAACAGGUUCAAGUCAUCAGGAUGCUACAAAAAGUCACUAUUGAUAUUAAGUCACUUUCUGCAGAAAAGUAUGAUGUCACCUCCCAAGUUAUCGCACAACUUAAGCAAAAGCUUGAAAACCUUCAGAAUUCUAAUCUUCCAAAAAAUUUUAGAGUUCCCUAUGAUCCCGGCCUGAGAGCAGGAACACUCGUGAUUGAAAAAUGUAAAGUAAUGGCAUCCAAAAAGAAGCCCUUAUGGCUUGAAUUUAAAUGUGCUGAUCCCACAGCCCUGUCCAAUGAAACCAUAGGAAUUAUCUUCAAACACGGGGAUGAUUUGCGUCAAGACAUGCUCAUUUUGCAAAUUCUUCGAAUUAUGGGAUCUAUUUGGGAAGCAGAGUCAUUGGACUUGUGCCUGCAGCCAUAUGGUUGCAUUUCAACUGGAGACAAAAUAGGAAUGAUUGAAAUUGUGAAGGAUGCUACAACGAUUGCCAAAAUUCAGCAGAGCACAGUGGGUAAUACUGGAGCAUUUAAGGAUGAAGUGCUAAAUCAUUGGCUCAAAGAAAAAUGCCCAAUUGAAGAAAAGUUCCAGGCAGCAGUGGAGAAAUUUGUAUAUUCAUGUGCUGGCUACUGUGUGGCAACCUUUGUUCUUGGUAUUGGAGACAGACACAAUGACAACAUUAUGAUCACAGAAACAGGAAAUCUGUUUCAUAUUGACUUUGGCCACAUUCUUGGGAAUUAUAAAAGUUUCCUGGGCAUCAACAAAGAGAGAGUUCCAUUCGUGCUAACUCCUGACUUCCUCUUCGUGAUGGGAACUUCUGGAAAGAAAAGCAGCCUACACUUCCAAAAAUUUCAGGACAUUUGUGUCAAGGCUUACUUAGCUCUUCGGCAACACACUAACCUGCUGAUUAUCCUGUUUUCCAUGAUGCUGAUGACUGGAAUGCCCCAGUUAACUAGCAAGGAAGAUAUUGAAUAUAUCCGGGAUACCCUGACAGUGGGGAAAAAUGAAGAGGACGCCAAAAAGUAUUUCCUUGAUCAGAUAGAAGUUUGUAGAGACAAAGGCUGGACUGUGCAGUUUAAUUGGUUCUUACAUCUUGUUCUUGGAAUCAAACAAGGAGAAAAACAUUCUGCCUAAUGCCUAGGGCAAGAGUUGAAGGUCAAGGACCAUUAGAAGAGUUUGAAAUAACACUUCAGCUAUCGAACAUGAACUAAAAAUGGAAUUGGGCAUUCUGACAGCUGACAUUUCAGAAAUCUGACCGUUUCCUGCUGAUUUUUUGUAAAAUAAAAAAUUAUCACUGCAAACUAUUUGAAUUGUUAAUGCUAAAUGCUGAGCAGAUUUCCAAGUUUUCCCAAUGUACCUCAAUAAUGCCUGGAGAAGAGAAUUUUAAGUUUUAACAGAUUAAUAUCAUCAUUGUUAUGUUAAAAGGUAUGAUUGACUUAUUAGGUGCUUCUGAAAAUACUAUUUUCAACUGUGUAUCAAAGAUUGCCCUUAAUGGCUUUCCCCUGCUUUUCUUUCCAUCCUUUUAUCCUUCAAGCUUCUCAAAGGGGAAAAAAUGUAGUCAUUUUAACCUUCUCAUUCCUUAAAAGGUAUUUUAAAACAUCCUCUCAUAUCUUUAGGAACCAGUGAUAUGCCAAGAGCAAAGAAGGCAAGUUAGUCUUUUCACGGUGCUAUUUGCAAUUAUGUACUUUAAAGGGAACAAAUGAGCAUAGAAAAGCACAAGGAACUUCAAAUGGAAAAUCUGCACCUUUUUGCCCUCAUUUUUUUCUGCUGGUUUCUUUCCAGGACUUUGGAUGUGCAUAAUACAAAUGAUUGCAUCUGUUACUGCUCUCCAUGUCAAAAAAAAAAAAGUAAUUCAGUGUAAUUAAAGGAGCUUUCUAGAGCAUGGAAAGAGGAAAUCAUUGUUAUAGGCUCUCAUCUCAUCUAAAGUUUUCUCCCCCUCUCCCUACCUUCUUUCUCAUUUUCCAUUCUCCUGACCCAUUACAAACACAAACACAUGCCCACAGAGCAUUGUGAAAUCUUUAAGGAACAGCACUUUUGUCCCAGAAUUCAGAAAAAAAAAACUGCUUGGAAAGAAUUCUCCUUUAGAUCUCUUGAAAUUUUUAAUCUUUAUAAGAAACAAAGUUCAUAGUUUUGAAAUAUAUUUUAAAGGAAGACUAUCCAGAAGAUGCAAAUUAGUAAGCAAGGAAUUUCUUUUAAAUUUAGACUUACAUGGUUUUUAAAAGAAGACAGCUGUUCCUCCAAUAAUUUUUCCCAUUUAGAAUGCCAGUUUCCUUAAUUAUUUCUAAGCUUAAAUUUUUUUCAAAUAUUUUACACUUCUUUCAAGUUUUCUUACAUAAAUGCCUACACUUUUAGGCUACUUGAUAUGUUGCAUAUUUUGUUAUUUAUGAAGUAAUUGGUAGAGUUCUCUGAAAUGGAAUUGUUAGGAAAUUAUUUAUAAACCUUGGAAAUUAUCUAGAGUUAGAAUUGUAUAUUGAGUUAAUCUCAUUUGAAGGAUAUGUAAAAUAGGCAUACAGUCAGACAUUAAAUGUAUUUUUUCAAGAAUGAUAAUUAUUCAAGUUAGACUUAAUCUUGGGCUUUUUUUAUACAUAACACAGCAGUAGCCAUCCACCUUCCUGAAUAUAAUGAAGAAGGUAGAAAUAGUACCACCUCCCCUGCCUAAUGAUUCUCUCCUUUGACAGAUCUGUGCUUGGUUGGUGGAGAAAAUCACCAUCAUUAGCAUCACCUUUAUGACCCAGAAAUUGGGGGGGGGGGGAAUGUGUUAUCUCCGACCAGAAACCUUUUCCCCCUAGAUUAAGGGUGGGGGAAACCUUGCUAAAAAGGCAACUUCACCCUCCUUUGAGAACUGGAAAUAUUUCACUCUACUGAAGGCCUUGCUGGGUUAUGUAUGAGAGGAAAACAAAUUCUUCCUUGCUAAAAGAAUAAUGUUAGAGGCUGCAGAGAUUCUCAAGAUAGCUUAUUUGUAAUGAGUCCUUUCAGGAAGAAAAGGAAGAAUCUGACCAGACAAAUGUGCCUUCAUUACUUUUAUGAGGAAUAAUUACUUUCAAGUGAAAGGUUCACCAGGAUCAGGCACUGUAUAAAUUUUCUUUCCAAUGGAGUUUCUGGUAGAGCCUGUUCUCCUCAAUAGUUAAAGAGAACCAAAGAAAUAAAAUGUUUUAUUUCUUGCUUAUUUGCAGAUGAGCAAUUGCUCUCUAAAAACAUUUUAAAGAAUUUUUACAAGAUAAAAUAACUUAGCUAUUUUUUCCUCCUGUUUUGUGAUGUGGAAUUGAUGUCCUAAAGGACUUAGUUGACCCAUAUUCUGAAGGCAAGCUAAAAUGUCAACUCUGGAGUUGAAUGUAAAUACGUGAAAAGCAUCCCCUGGGUUCCAAUCUGACCCUUCUGUUCCCAUUGAAUCCUAUGAAAUUGAGCUUCUGUGUCCUUGAAAUUGUGGGAGAAACAAGUUCAUUGAGCUAGAGGAAAGGAAAUACUGGAGUAUCAUUGUGACAUGGAAAGAGCUAAAGUCAAAAGUUCUAGGUUCUAUUCCUGGCUUUCUCAUUAUCUGUUACCCUUUGUGAGUCCCUAAAUUUCUCUGUGCCUUGAUUUCCUCCCCUGGAAAUUGAUAGGUUUUGGAUUAGGUCUUCAAGGUCUCUUAUGACUCUAAAAUUUGCGUGGAGUCUGCUAGGGUCAUGUUAAAACAAAAAGUCAGAGUACUCAGAUUAAACAGAAUUCUUCCUGAUAUAUCUUAAUAGAUGUAUAUGCAUCCACCCCUAGGAAAAUGUAAGUUACUUGAGGUUAAGGACUGCUCAUUUUCGGUUUUGUGCCCCCAGUGCCUAGCAUAGUGCCUGGUGUAAAUUUGGUACUUAAUUAAUGCUUGCAGUUCAUUGAAAAAUUACUGUAACCGCCGUUUUAAAUAUCUAGUUUAUUUUUACAUGAGCAUAGCUGAAAUAAAAAGGACAAAACAUU